AAGCAAAAAAAAAAAGAACAACAUACACACAGCAGAUAUUCAUAUAUAUAUACAUAUGUAUGCACACAAGUAUAUCAUACUGCUUGCGCGGUAGAAUCGACUCUUUUCUUGAUUUCCUCGUUACUCUCAUUCACAAUCUUUACGAGUACACUCUCUUGACAUCCGUGUAAAAUAUGACCAGUAGUUAUCAUUGAAUGAACUACUGGUGUGAUCCUCGUGCGCAAUGCCGGCUAAAAUAGAACUUGGCGAUGUGACCCAGCACAAUAUUAAACAAUUAAAAUUACUUAAUCAAGUUGUGUUUCCAGUAUCAUACAAUGAAAAAUUUUAUAAGGAUGUCUUGGAGGCUGGUGAACUUGCCAAGUUAGCUUAUUACAAUGACAUUGUGGUCGGAGCAGUUUGCUGUAGAGUUGACACAUCGGAAAAUUCACGAAGGUUGUACAUAAUGACGUUAGGAUGUCUGUCACCCUACAGAAGGCUUGGUAUUGGCACAGUUAUGGUACAACAUGUAUUAAAUUAUGUACACAAAGACGGGAAUUUCGAUUCAAUAUUUCUGCAUGUUCAAGUAAACAACGAAGGAGCAAUUGAUUUUUAUAAAAAGUUUGGCUUUGAAAUCGUGGAAACAAAACAACAUUAUUAUAAAAGAAUUGAACCUGCUGACGCACAUGUGCUUCAAAAAACCCUACGCCCACAAAUUAACUCAAAUCAUCAAAUUUCAACUUAAUAUAAUAAAAAUCCUAAAAUUGAUAACAGUAAAUAAAUAACCAGCAAAAGUAAAUAUUUAAAUCAAAUCAAUUAUCGUGAGUAAAAUUACAUUUUUUGUUUAUCUUAUCCCGGUCAUUUUUUUCUGUCAAAAUUUUAAUUAAUUUUUUGUUUAUCCGUUGUACAAAAUGUCAAUAAAAGAUACUCUCAUUUCUUA
Messenger RNA from Cotesia glomerata, 916 nucleotides. RefSeq names its product probable N-acetyltransferase san (gene san). Gene Ontology annotation, biological process: mitotic sister chromatid cohesion. The transcript has 5 exons. Gene Ontology annotation, molecular function: acyltransferase activity, transferring groups other than amino-acyl groups. The coding region runs from base 224 to 721 and encodes 165 amino acids. Gene Ontology annotation, cellular component: NatA complex. The record is from RefSeq and is a predicted model, not a curated record. NCBI's taxonomy places the organism in Eukaryota, Metazoa, Arthropoda, Insecta, Hymenoptera, Braconidae.